CAAGCUGAUGAAGUCAGAGGAGGACCUGCCGCCUCUGACCCGCCAGCGCAGCAACACGCUGCCCAAAAGCUUCGGCUCUCAGCUGGAGAAGAAACCUCAGCAGGAGAAGGCGCCCAACCCGCCGGUGGAGAGCACGCUGGAGACCAUUCUGAAGAAGCUGCAGGAGAAGAGGGAGGAGGUGAACCGCCCCGAGGACAUCAAGGAUAUGACACGGGAGCAGAUCGGAGGAGAGAAAGUCGCCCUGCAGAAAGCUCUUCUCUACUACGAGAGCAUACACGGCCGACCAGUGACCAAAAGCGAGAGGCAGAUCAUGAAACCGCUGUACGACAGAUACCGCCUGGUGAAGCAGAUCCUGUGCAGAGCCUCCACCAUCCCCGUCAUAGGCUCUCCCUCCAGCAAGCGCAGAGGUCCCCUCCUUCAGCCCAUUAUCGAGGGUGAAACCGCACUUUUCUUCGAUGACAUCAAGGAGGAGGAAGACGGCUCGGAGGACGACGGAGACUCGAAGACUCAGUUCACCGUGACCGUCCGACCCGACCUCAGCGUGCUCGGCUUCCUGGACCACAUGGAGGAGGAAGUGGACGGUUUCAUCUCACCCGUGGAUGAACUCUCGCCCUCCAAGAACACGACGGACAUGAGGCUGUCCAACCUGCACUCGGCCACCACGCGGGAACUUCUGGAGCAGCUCCAGGAGACGAGGGAGGACAAAAAGAGGAUCCGCAAGAACCUGAAAGAGUUCGAGGAGCAGUUUUUCAGGCAAAACGGAAGAAACGUCCAGAAGGAGGACCGCUCCCCGCUGGCAGUGGAGUACAACGAAUACAAGCACAUUAAAGCCAAGCUGCGGCUGCUGGAAGUCCUCAUCAGCAAAAGAGACUCCACUAAGUUCAUCUGAGAAUAAAGGACUCUAAGAGGACUCGGUCUCCAGUCGAACACAUCUCACUCUGCUGGGGAAUUUAAAAAAACAUCGGCUUCUCAUUGUCGCUGCUCUGGAAACAGCCCACCUGUAAGCCUGUUAAUCCGUUCCGUCGAGCACAGCGGUGUUUUCCUCCGACGCCCGCGGAGAACCGGCGACCCGCGACUGAUUUAAGCGACACCAAGUCACCUGCUUCACCUGAAAUCUUCGGGUUUUUUUCCCCACCGGACCUCACCUUAAAGCAACACGCACAAAUAACCCCAAUCACUCUUGUAUCGCUGAUAAUUUAUUUCUAUCCUGUUGAGAGUUUUUAACAGAAAUGUUAUUUUUCCUCGAGCUUAACUGUAGAAGUCUUAAAAAAAAACCACAAACCUUGGUAAUUAAAAUAAUAGAUAUAAUGCUAUUUUUGAAGAAGGACUUUGUGAUUAAGAUGUUUGUGUAUUUUUGUAAGGGAGACGUUACUAUUUGUAUCAGUAUUCACUUAAUGAGUAGUUUGAAAUGAUCUCGUGUUGCUUCUCUAGAAGUCCAAUCAAACACUUGCUCACGAAAAGAAGUGUUUUUCCUCUCGUUCACUACAACCCAAAGACAGCAAACAGCGAACCAAAAAGGCUCAAAUGUUCAUCUCGUCCAGUAAAACGGCUUCCUUUUGUGACCACUGGUACCAUGUUCAGCAUUCGACUGUAUAUUUUCUGCUUUUCCCCACAUUUACUUCACGUCUAAUAAGCUAUUCUCGUCGUUGAAUCACUGGUAUGUGUGUAACACUGACAAGGCCAUUAGCGGGGCAGGAAUGGUCGCUAAAAGCCGCGGUGUUUCCUCCUCAUCUGUUCUGUUGUAAAUAUGGAUGUUUGUUUACAUUUCUGUGAGCGUACUUCUUCCUCUCUUUCUCCAAAAUGGAUGAUUAUCAGUUUGAGUUUUGUUUUUACUGAAUGUAAACACUGGCCAGGCUUAAGGAAUUUUGAGUGUGUACAUUUUAGUACAUAAAUUGUAUUUUGUAUAUAACAUGAAUGAAAUCAUAUUUUUACUGACA
This is a messenger RNA of Amphiprion ocellaris (clown anemonefish), 1937 nucleotides long. Its product is annotated as protein FAM13A-like. The record is from RefSeq and is a predicted model, not a curated record. The coding region runs from base 8 to 889 and encodes 293 amino acids. The transcript is spliced from 7 exons. NCBI's taxonomy places the organism in Eukaryota, Metazoa, Chordata, Actinopteri, Pomacentridae.